This is a messenger RNA of Adineta ricciae, 366 nucleotides long. The record is from the annotation of a GenBank genome assembly. Lineage: Eukaryota; Metazoa; Rotifera; Eurotatoria; Adinetida; Adinetidae.
AUGAAAGGAUUCGGUAGCCGGAAUACUGCUUCCAUGAAAUCGCCGGAAGGUCCUGGAACUAGUCAGUUCCGGGCCGGAUUCUUCGGCCUGGGUCUUGAAGCAAAAGAAGAUGAGAUUUGGCUCAUUCAUGUGAAUAUGGCGCAGAUUGUGGAUACACACAUCAUUCGGAACUCGAGUUGUGCCAUUAUUGAAGGCAUAUCCGAUCAUACAAAGUUCAGCAAAAUGUUACAUGCUCUAUCACCAAAAAUGUCAGUAAUUUUACAACGAGCAACUCUUAGUCAAGAUGACCAAAUUCGUGGUCGUACAACAUUUUGUCACCUAAUAUUCCUUUAUCCAUACUUGAACAUCUUUUACAUCGGCAUAUGA